AAUCCCAAAAUGAAUGAUAUUAAGUAUCUUCUUUCUUCUUGUCCAUCCAUAUCGAAAAUAAUUUGCUGUAUCGUCCUGUGUUUUCUUCUCCCUCUAGGCUUAUAUUUCAAAAACACCAGCAAAGCCCCAAGCUACUGGAUUUUCUUUGGCACAUUUCCGGAAUUAUUAUGGAAUUGCAACCGCAUGUAUGAAAAGUGUGCUGAAGUUUUUCUUUCACUUGGCAAAGGUUCAUUUUAUAUAGAUGGACCUAUGUUCUCCAAACUUAGAUAUCUUGUAACGUGUCACCCACAAAAUAUUGAAUACAUACUCAAAACCAACUACAACAAUUUCCCCAAAGGAGACGAUUUCAGGGACGUUUUCGAGAUACUUGGUGAUGGAAUUUUUAACGUGCAUUCUGAUCGUUGGAGGAUACAAAGAAAAAUGGCUCAUGCAGAGUUGGCAUCAAGAGAAUUCAAAACCUUAGUUUCGAACACGAGCCGCAAGGUGGUGGAAGAACAAUUAGUAUCAUUUCUAGCUCACGUAGCUGAACAAGGGUCGAUCACUGAUUUACAAGAUGUUUGUUCAAGAAUUGCUCAUGAUAUUAACGUCAUUUUAGUUUUUGGAAGAAACGAAAAUUAUCUUUCGAUAGAGCUUCCUUCAAAUGAACUAGCUGAGGCUUUGGAUGAUGUACCACUAGCGCUAGUUUACAGGAAUAUGAUGCCUACUGUUUUGAGGAAACUACUUCAUAGGUUUGAAAUUGGUGAAGAGAGAAAGUUAAAGAAAGCUCAAAAGAAGAUCCACAAAAUUGUUGAAGAUUACAUCUGCCAAAAAAGAAAAGACUUGGUUGCAGGAGUUAAAUCAUACGAUCUCUUAUCAACUUACAUAAAAGAUCUGGAUGACGAGACUAGUAUUGUUUCCUCUUUGCCUGAAAAAGAUAUUUUUCUUAGAGAUGAAAUGAUUAAUUUUUGGAUAGCUGGACGAGACACGAUUACAUCAGGUCUCAUUUGGUUUUUCUGGAUAGUUUCAACGACACCCGCUGUUGAAACAAAGAUCUUGGACGAGCUGAAUUUCUUAUCUUCGCCUUCCAAGAAGGAAACAGAAACAGGAAGUAGUACUACUCGCAAAUGGCCAUGGAUUUUUGGUUCAGAGGAUUUAAAAGGUUUAGUUUAUCUGCAUGCAGCAUUAUGUGAAUCUUUGAGAUUAUACCCACCCCUUCCUUUUAACAAAAAAUCUGUCGCAAAGAAAGAUCAACUUCCGGAUGGGAGUACGGUCGAGCCUGGAAUGGAAAUAAUGCUUUCAUUUUAUUCAGUAGGAAGAAUGCCAUGGAUUUGGGGUGAAGAUUGUUUGGAAUUUAAGCCAGAGAGGUGGAUAACUGAAAAUGGGAAGCUAAUCACAGAGCCGAUAUCGAAAUUCUUUCCGUUCAACAUUGGACCGAGAACUUGUAUCGGCAAAGAUAUAUCUUUUACGAUGAUGAAGUCUGUUGUUGCAGCUGUGCUAUUCAACUUCCAUGUUGAAGUGGUGAGAGGCCAUGUUGUUUGCUCCAAACCAUAUAUAAACCUUCAUAUGAAAAAUCGAUUGAAGGUGAAUAUUAAGAAAAGAACCAUAUAUAUUACUACGUAUGUUGUUUAGACUUUAGAUCAAGCACUGCGUUUAGUUUGGAGAGUGAUGUUUUUGCUCAUCUUUCUUUGGUUGUACUACUUACGUCCAUCCACAUUAUAUAACUGGAGG
Molecule: messenger RNA, 1707 nt
Organism: Papaver somniferum (opium poppy)
Lineage: Eukaryota; Viridiplantae; Streptophyta; Magnoliopsida; Ranunculales; Papaveraceae
Product: alkane hydroxylase MAH1-like
Exons: 1
Coding region: 10-1608 (532 amino acids)
Molecular function (GO): monooxygenase activity; iron ion binding; heme binding
Source: RefSeq, a predicted model, not a curated record